This is a messenger RNA of Triticum aestivum (bread wheat), 784 nucleotides long. RefSeq lists its product as uncharacterized. The record is from RefSeq and is a predicted model, not a curated record. Lineage: Eukaryota; Viridiplantae; Streptophyta; Magnoliopsida; Poales; Poaceae.
UACAAGACCUACGCAUCUUACCAUGGUUGUGUCGGGGCUACUAUUUACUUAUGGCCAUCGCAGUCGCGCUCGUUUGCGGCAUCAAUGCAUAUGGAGAUCCAUGGUGAACCAGUUGUGGAUGUUGCUGUGGCCAUGCAGAAUGCUGCUACUCGGUGCUUGGAGCUUCUUCAAGACACCAUGAGUAUUGGAUUUGAUUGCCCUCAAAUGCAAAAGAUUAAGACCGAGAUGAAGUACCUUUCAAGCAGUGUCGCUGAGAAGAAUCAAAAUAUAAAGGAUCUGAAGACUAAGGUGGAGAAAAAGGACCACCAGGUCAAGGCCCUUGGCAGGGGUUGGGGUUCAUUUGGAGACGAUGUGCUUGGUUUCGCAGGUCGUACUGAUAAAGUGGCUGUCAAUUAGCUGCCUUGCGGCUCUUCUCCUGUCGAGGGUGAUGUGACCUGGGACUGCUAUGGUCUUACUCAAGAAGCCAACAACCUUAACUAUCUAUCUAUGAUGUCAAUUGAUGCUGUCACUGGUGCUAAAAAUGGUGUUGCUGCAGCGGCCAGAUGCCAUGGACCAAUAGUGGUGGUAUUCAGAUAUAAGUUUCAGUAGUCUAUGCUCAUUGAAUUUUCUUUUGAAGCUAAAAUAUCAGUCUUCCAUUUUGUAUGUGAGUCUAUUAGCUUAGAACGUGAUAAUUUAGGAGAUAAGUAAAAGCAUUGAUACUUAGAAAUAGUGGGAACAAUGGUCCAAACAUGUCAGGGUGUAUUAUCUCCAAAUUAAUGAUGGUAUAUUCUUAUUUCAAGCCUCA